Messenger RNA from Homalodisca vitripennis (glassy-winged sharpshooter), 748 nucleotides. RefSeq lists its product as uncharacterized. The transcript has 6 exons. The coding region runs from base 80 to 658 and encodes 192 amino acids. NCBI's taxonomy places the organism in Eukaryota, Metazoa, Arthropoda, Insecta, Hemiptera, Cicadellidae. The record is from RefSeq and is a predicted model, not a curated record.
AUCCAUACGUAAAAGUAUUCACUUGUCUUAUUGAGCAUCAAGUCCAUUGAUCACUGGCUAAUUUGUUGAAGGUCACAAUAUGAUCGCUCUAGUAGUACUGCUUGGGUUGGUUAUGCCAUAUCUGGCUGGAGUUCAAGGAACAUGUGAUCCUGAUGCUGUAAAACAAAUUAAAGCAUUUUGGAAUGGAAAACCUCCACUAAACAAUUUGGAAAAGUUGAAUGGAGUUUUAACUUACCUAACGGCCCCUGGUUACUUCACCGGGAGCCAGGAAGAUAUUCAGUGCUUCCAAAGUAACUUUAACGAAAAUGGUUCAGCGUUCGACGUGGUUAUUACCCACAAUGAAGAAACAACAGCCGAUGUAGUAUAUCAAGUAACAGACAACGGAGAUGGAACACUUACUCUAACAAGCCCAGAUUUCCCAUCAACAGAGACAGUCUACGUCGUUUAUUUUGAUAACCAGGUGUUGGCUUAUUUCAACUGCCAAGAUUCAGCAAGCGAAACUUACAAGGGGUUUGCUGGAGUUGGAGUGGUGAAUGCUAACAAUAGUGAAAUAGAGUUCUCACCAACCAUUCUCAAGGGUCUGAAGGAAGCUGAUUCUGCACUCGAGCAAGUGAAGCUAGUUCCACUAGCUGGCAUUGACACAAGCUGUGGGAACUGAGCAUAUAAUGUGGAAACUGUUGUAAUUAUGUAUGAACGUGUGGUAAAAUAUUGGUUGUAUCAAAAUAAAAGUUAGUAACCUCCUCACAAA